AUGGUUUAUUUGGUGUACGGUAUUGCCAUCAGUGCGAUGCUGGCUACCGCUUCCGGAGCCUUCACCGAUCAUUCGAAGAAAAUCUGCAUCAACAAGUACAGUGUCACCUGCUUGAAGUUGGAGAUUGUGUCAUUCCUGGAACGGAUAUCGGAGCAGUCCGAGUAUAGUUUGAUGUCCGGAGUGAGUGUAGUUCGGGACUCGGACGCGAAUGUGACGAAAACGGCGGAAAUAAUUGCCGAAGUUUCUCGGAUCUUCCCGAGGGAUCCGAACAAACGGCUGGAUGAAUUUCUGAUAGUAAAGUUAAAUGAUUAUCUCAAAAGUCACUCCCUGCGGCUGAAGCUCAUGGACAGUGAAGCCAUGGAGAAGGCACGGGAUUUGUUCGAGGGACGCAAAUCGAAACUGGGCAAGAAAGGUGGAUUAGAAACGAUGAUAGCCGCUGCCAUGAUGAUGAAAGGAACUCUCGGAGCCAUCGCCCUUGGAACGUUGGCCCUCAUAGCCGGGAAGGCACUGAUGACCGGCCUGCUGGCGAUGACACUUGCCACCAUAGUGGGUUUUAAAUCACUGACCGGCGGCGGUGGAGGUGGGCACAAGUCUACAACCUACGAAAUUGUGGCCAAGCCGGUAUAUUCUCAUGCCGAAACAGAAGAAAUUGGCCCCGCGCACAGUGGCUUCGGUGCAACCGGAUGGAAACGUUCGCAGCGAUUGGAACAACCGGAGUACUAUGCGCACGAAGUAAACUGA
Malaya genurostris is the source of this 741-nucleotide messenger RNA. RefSeq lists its product as uncharacterized. The transcript has 2 exons. The record is from RefSeq and is a predicted model, not a curated record. Bases 1 to 741 code for a protein of 246 amino acids. NCBI's taxonomy places the organism in Eukaryota, Metazoa, Arthropoda, Insecta, Diptera, Culicidae.